UCCCUAGAGAUGAUUUUUAAAUUAUUUAUUACGGUUUUGAUACUAGCAGUUUGUGAUGCGGGUGUCAGUCCGGUGAAUGAAAAGGCUAAAGGCGUCAGACAGAAGAGAUUGUUGUUUUACGAUGAGGACGGCAACCUAGUAAAGACGUACAAGAACCCGUAUUCCCUGGACUUCAUACAUAAUGCUGAGAAGGCGCCUUUCUUUGGAUCCUUCUUCAACAUGUUUCGUGUAAGUAUAAGUAAUAAUAAUUUUGCCUACAUGAUCCCGGUAUCCGACCAGGUCAUCCAGCAGAUCAACUCCGACCCAGUCUACCAGAACAAACUCCUCACUCUUCCUCGAAAAGACCUGCUGAUCGAACCUAACCCUCAAUGCAGUGGGAAGAGAACACAGAUUCCUUCGAAGAGUUGUAGGAACUUCCUCAACUGCUGGGAUGGAUGGGCAUUUGAACAGGAGUGCCCUGAAGGUCUGCUGUUUGCGAAGGAGGGGUAUUGUGACUACCCGCAUAAUGUUGAUUGCAGUACCAGGAAUGAACCAACCCAGUCUCAGUCGGGCCCCAUUCCCAUUAUGAUGCCUGCUCUGGUUCCUGCGCCCGCUCCGAUUCCUUCGCCUGCUCCGGUGGCUUCGCCUGCUCCGGCGGCUUCGCCCGCUCCGGCAGCUUCGCCCGCUCCGGUGGCUUCGCCCGCUCCGAUGCCUCCGCUUGCUCCGAUUAUUUCGCCGGCGCCAAUACCUUUGCCUGUAACUUUUUGCAGCAAAGACUUCGAAGCAUUCCGAAGCGAGCAGUAUUGUAAUGAAUUUUUCGUAUGUGUUGACCGCACACCAGUUAAAUUCAGGUGCCCUGCUGAUCUGGCUUAUAAUCAGGAGCUAGGCGUCUGCGACUACGACUACCGAGUGAACUGUGGUCAGUCUACCAUGAAGCUUGACGAUGCAGCUCCGAAGCCCGUCGCCUGCGCUUCCGCCCCUGCCGACGCUGCUUCCGUGGCUGCUCAGCCUGCUGCAAGCCAGGGGGCUCCGGCUGAUAUGACGACUGUCCUCACUAGCAGUACUGAGUUUAAUACUCAGAGCUGGUCGUCUUCACACGUGGCUAUAUCUCGCCAGGACGCCAUCCGUCAGCUGAACCUUGCACCCAAGACUCGUGGAGGUCACCCGUUAAUUGUAUAACUUAUACUAUUUCACAAGUUAUUCUACUAUUUAUAUAAG
This is a messenger RNA of Pectinophora gossypiella (pink bollworm), 1197 nucleotides long. RefSeq lists its product as uncharacterized. The coding region runs from base 10 to 1158 and encodes 382 amino acids. Lineage: Eukaryota; Metazoa; Arthropoda; Insecta; Lepidoptera; Gelechiidae. The record is from RefSeq and is a predicted model, not a curated record. The transcript has 6 exons. Gene Ontology annotation, molecular function: chitin binding. Gene Ontology annotation, cellular component: extracellular region.